Molecule: messenger RNA, 1929 nt
Organism: Haliotis rufescens (red abalone)
Lineage: Eukaryota; Metazoa; Mollusca; Gastropoda; Lepetellida; Haliotidae
Product: NXPE family member 3-like
Exons: 4
Coding region: 190-1635 (481 amino acids)
Source: RefSeq, a predicted model, not a curated record
GGCUGAGACUGUGACUUGAAGCGCUGGCUUGUCGCCCUAUUGCCAUGCGAGCUCCAGGCGACACAAACUUCAAAGUAAAUUACCACACGAAGGUUUCAAUACAACAGAUAUUCCUUGAGAAAACCUUUCCAGUGGAGAACAAAAGUUACGCCGAAACUUGCCUUAAAAUCCUAUGCCGACUAUCGUUGUAUGGUUAACGACAGCAGCAUAAACAACGAGAGUCGCCAAGCUUUAGGAUCUCUCUCGCGCAUGUCUUUGGCUGAUGUACAACAUACGUAUCAGAUUAAUGAAACGGUCAAAGUAAACAUUGUUCUAUUUGACCACUACAAGAGACCAAAAGCACGUGGAGGUGACAUGUUAGUCGUGUGGAUGAAAGAUCCCCAACAUGGCGCUGCUUCCGCCGGAACUGUUAUCGACCACGGGAAUGGAACGUAUACUGGAGUUCUGCGCACCUUGUGGACAGGAAGAGCCAUAAUUCGGGCUGCCAUGAUUUCAUCCAGAGAACGAAUGACGCACAUAUAUCGUUCAUUCCAGAAUGGAUAUUUUGGGAAAAAAAUUACCUGUACAUUCAGAUCAAAUACUGCAACUGAGGCCACCAGAGGAUAUAUGGAUAUGAGAUAUAUGAAAAAACGCCCCUUUUGUAAUCUGACUGCCGACUAUUUUGGCGUCCCAUUCUACUGUGAGAAACCAAAAACAAAGGCGAUUAGGUGUCAUGACUGGACAGAAACCUCUUUGCCUCACAACUAUAUGACCUUUGGGCCUGACACGAGAUGGUUUGCAGAGAGGACAAGUACAGAGAUAAUCCCGGACUCUAUCAGAAUCAAUAUAUCACCCAAAAGACAGGAGAAACGCUCUCCCUCCAUCCCUUGUGGAAGGAGGAACUUCCGGGAUACUUGGCUGGCAACGCCACCUAUCGGCUUCUCUUACAAUAACACGUGGCGCCCUCUAUCGUGUUGGAACAGCGUCCAUGUUGACAUGUAUAACCAGUGUCUGACCAACAGAACUCUGAUAUUGUUUGGCGACUCCACCGUCAGACAAAUGUUUGGGGAGUUGCUACCAAUCCUUAAUUUCACAUUGAUAAGGGGGCCACCAAUUGUGCAAGGAACAAGGAAGUGGUUUCAAUGGAAUACAGCAUUCGAGGCAUGCAAUGAAAAAUAUAAUUAUACGGUAUUUUGGAUGCCACAUGGUUUUCCAAUGGCGUUUGGCAAGGUUAAAACCAAAAUAAGUCAGCCAGUGUUUGCUCACUUGGACGCCAUACCUCCUGGAUCAACAGAUAUUAUACUUAUUCAUAUGUAUGCGCAUUUCCAUUUCACCCCCAUCCACAUAUACAGGGCUCGUGUCCACAGAACUAGACUUGCCAUAGAAAACCUACUUAAACGAUCUCCUGGUGUCACAAUUGCCAUCAAAGGUCCGCAUAAAUUUUCCGUAGCCAAACCAAUAACACCCCUUGGGGGUAUGUGGGGACCUGCUUAUGAAAAUAUCCUUAAAAGGGAGUUGGUAAAUCUUUAUGACCGAGUGCUGUAUCUCGACAUCUGGGACAUGACAGUUGCGUUCGAGAAUGAAGACAUUCAUCCCAAUGGUCUUCUGGUGAAUAUGAUUGUCCAGGUAUUCUUCGGCUAUAUCUGUGGGAAAUAAACUCGUAUAUGUGCUAAAAUAUUAUGCCUUUUUAUUACUGAAAAAGGGAACAGAGCAAUAUUAUUGAUUUUGACUUUUUUCAGAUAGCUUUCUCAACAAACUUAUUUUUAAUGAACAUUGUGUAAGUAACGGGUGCUUCCGACUUGGGUCGGAUAUUGCUUUCCAUUUUCGCGAAAGCCUGUCAUCUGAUUUUUAGCGAUUCAUUGAUUACUUUUCACAGCUUUUUUCAAUUGAAUUUGUUUUCACAUCGCUGAGACUUAGUUUUAAAGAAACCAAACUUGAUUUUUAUUUAGA